Dermacentor silvarum is the source of this 1449-nucleotide messenger RNA. RefSeq names its product glucose dehydrogenase [FAD, quinone]. The coding region runs from base 1 to 1311 and encodes 436 amino acids. The record is from RefSeq and is a predicted model, not a curated record. NCBI's taxonomy places the organism in Eukaryota, Metazoa, Arthropoda, Arachnida, Ixodida, Ixodidae. Gene Ontology annotation, molecular function: flavin adenine dinucleotide binding; oxidoreductase activity, acting on CH-OH group of donors. The transcript has 9 exons.
AUGGCGCCGUUAACCUACAUUCAAUUUCUGAUUCCCAAGUGGCCCGUGCUAUUCCUGGCAUCCGUCAUCUCGCUCCUCCACCUGGAAUUCAGCCCGAGCCUCUCCAGCUACGACACCAAGGAUCUAUACGAUUCUUACGACUACAUCAUAGUGGGAGGUGGCACAGCGGGCUGCGUACUAGCCAAUAGGCUGUCAGCUGAUCCGCAUAGGACCGUUCUCCUAAUCGAGGCCGGUGGCAUCGAGAAUGCCGCCACGGACAUACCACUGUUCGCGCUGCUGCACUUCCACGGAGAGUAUGAUUGGGACUAUCGCACCGAGCCGCAGCAGAAAGGAUGCCUAGGCAUGAGGGAGAAUAGGUGUGACUGGGCACGCGGUAAGGCGCUUGGUGGCUCAAGCGUGACCAACUUCCAGCUGUUCGUUCGCGGUAACAAGAGAGACUUCGACCAUGUUGUGUUUGAUAACAAACGUGCUGUUGCUGUGAAGUUCGUGAAGGACGGUAAAGAGAAGACGGUGCGAGCGAAGCGGGAGGUAGUUCUUUCCGCUGGUACAAUCGGCAGCACACAGCUUCUUCUUCUGUCUGGAGUUGGUCCCCGAUCAGAUCUCGACAGACUGGGUAUCCCGGUGGUGGCGGACCUCCCCGUGGGCGAGAACCUCCAGGACCACCUCCUCAAUUUAGGCACGGCAGCCACGACAACUAGGGACGUGGAAGUGUGGCCACAAAGCGUAACCGCCACCACAGAGUACGCUCUCCUCAAAACUGGUCCAUUUUCCCUUCCGGCUGGAAUCGAGGCCACCGCCUUCAUGAACACAUCGUUCGCGUCUCGGGAAUACCCGGACUUCCAACUGUACCUGCUCAGUAUCUCGGGUGCGAGCGUUGAAGGCGAGCGGUUCAUAAAAGACCUCGGCGUUCGCCAGGACAUAUACGAUGGAUACUUUAGGCCUAAGCGUGGAAGCAACGCAUUUCAUAUCGCCAUAGGGAUGAAUCGCUUGAAGAGCAGAGGUUUUAUCAAGCUUCGCAGCAGAAACUACAAAGACGCACCCAUCUUGGACCCACGCUAUUACACACACCCGGACGACGUAAAAAUGGCAGCUGAAGCGAUGGGGCAGGUCAUCCGUUUGAUGAAGACCAAAGCAUUUGCAGCCCUGGGCACAAAGCCGUGGGACGUGCACUUUCCCCCGUGCAAGGGACAUUCAAUGUGGAGCAACGAGUACAUGCAAUGCAUGGCCACGCAUCUCUCUCCAACCUCGUGGCAUCAGUGUUGCACAAAUCCAUGGGCAAGGGCAGCAGAGCCGUCGUGGACCCGAGGCUAAGAGUCCACGGUGGCAUCACUGGGCUCCGCAUCGUGGACGCCUCCAUAAUGCCAGAUAUUGUGACAGGCAAUCCUAAUGCAGCGGUCUACAUGAUUGGGGAGAAGGGUGCUGCCAUGAUUUUGGAGGACAAUAAAUGAG